Molecule: messenger RNA, 1746 nt
Organism: Microdochium trichocladiopsis
Lineage: Eukaryota; Fungi; Ascomycota; Sordariomycetes; Xylariales; Microdochiaceae
Exons: 2
Molecular function (GO): protein binding
Source: RefSeq, a predicted model, not a curated record
CAGCAGCGGCUCAUGCAGGACAUCCGCGAGCUGGUCGACAAGCCGUAUCCCAACAUCGCCUACCAUGUCCGCGACGACGACCUGACCCAGGGCUGCCUCGUCCUCUCCCCCGAGGGGCAGCCCGAGCGGCACAUCUCCGUCACCCUCAGCCCCAUGCAUCCCCUCGAGCCCCCCCGGAUGCGCAUGAACUCGAGGCUCGUCCACCCAAACAUCUAUGGCGAGUUCAUCUGCGCAACCAUCCUCCGCAGCACCGACGAGUACACCCCGGCCUACACCCUCAAGGCCAUUGCCAUCCAGAUGCUCAGCUUCCUCUGCAGCGAGUACGUCGAGCAGGAGGACUACAGUGGCGUCUUCAUCAAGCUGGCCGAUUAUCAGCGCCUGCAUCAAGACCGCCUGUACCUCUAUGGUGAUGAGGAUGAGUUCGCGUGCUCUCACUGCGGCUUCGAUGCCAAGAGCCCACCUAGGUUAUCCCGUCGCCGUCGUCGCCAGGAGCCGCGUACGGCGGCCCCUGUGGCCAACGACAGAGCAGGCGAUGCCCUACCGUUGUCCAAGGCCUACAUCGACAGCUUACCAGAUGAGCUGCUCCUCGAGGUGUUGCAAAACGUCUCCGACUUUGAGCAUCUGGCCUCCUUGGCCCGGGCAUGGCCACGCGUCAGCCAACUCGUCAGGGACCACGACGUCGUCAGACAACGGGAGCUGCAGUGCUUCUGCCUCAAGCAGACGUACAAGGAGCUUCACCUUGGUGUCGGCGUUUCUGUAACCAAGGGCCGCAUCUCUUCCGAAUUCGAUCUCUUGUCGGGAGUCGCCGUCAGCCAGUUACAGAUCAGGUCAUCGGUCCACAACAUUCCCUUUUCCUCCUGGCUGCCCCUGCCCAUCUCGUGGAAACACUGGAGGCAGGUGCGCGGCGACCCGGUCCCGGCGCUCACGAGCAUCAAGGGCGAGCUGCGGGGUGCUGAGAAUGCCCCCGUGGUCACCGUGCUGUACCACUUCAUGAGCGACAUCGUCGUGCGGCUCAACGAGGUGGCCGACGUCCGCGCCACGACGGAGCGAGGCACGCGGGUGCAGAGCACACUCACUCACGCGUCCGAGAAGGCCAUCGAGUCGUACUUCCACCUCUUCCACAUCCUGGUGUGCAUGGCCUGCGAGGACCCCAGCAUCGUGGAGGCUGCCAACAAGCUCCUCAAUGGCUUCGCCCAGGGCCGGCGCUCCAAGACGGACUGCCCGAACCUCGCGCACCUGCUCGUCGCCCUGCUCAUCAGCGACGUGCAGGUCACCGACGAGCUGUACAAGGCCAUCAUCACCGAGGCCAUCACGCGCAACGUGGUGUGGCUGCUGGAUCGCAAGGGUGCCAACAUGCCAGAGCUCUCUUUCCUCGAGGCCGACGCCGUGUCAGAGUACCGCCUGAAGCACACGUUCCAGGGCUCCCUCGUGUCCUACCGACUGCUCAUGUUCUCCGAGCUGUUCCGACGGACUGCCCGGCCCCCUCACUCCUCCCCAGAUGCUGCCUCUGACUCCACCUCCUCGACCACCACCACACCGGCGCCAUCUCUGAGCCAGACACGCGACGAGCUGUUUGCCCGCCACGGUGCGCCUCCCCCGGGCGCAGCAGCACACUUGGCCUCCGAAGUCCGCCGGCUGCACCUCGUCGACUCGUUCCCCGCGUUCCUCCAAGAAAUGGGCCUGCAGCACAUCCCCAGCGCAGAGAACUUCACCUCCCUCCUGCGCCGCACCGUGGUGGACAGCAUG